Messenger RNA from Exophiala viscosa, 3787 nucleotides. RefSeq lists its product as uncharacterized. The record is from RefSeq and is a predicted model, not a curated record. The coding region runs from base 261 to 3674 and encodes 1137 amino acids. The transcript is spliced from 2 exons. Lineage: Eukaryota; Fungi; Ascomycota; Eurotiomycetes; Chaetothyriales; Herpotrichiellaceae.
CUGGACCUAUGGAGGCCGGAUGUGUCGCGCAAGCACUGUACACCUGCGAGCCUCAACCUCGAAGUUGUGUGAGGCCACAGGUUCUUGAAAAGAGGCAUUACCAAACUGAAGCCAGCAUCUCUCGAUUCUCGGUCCUUCGAGUAUAAGAUGCCACUGUUCGUUGAUGAACGACCACAAGUAGAUGCAGUGAAGCUGAGAAUGUUCUGCUGUCUCGACUGCGUUGCAUCUUGCCAUUCCCUAUUCACUUCAUCUGUUUGUUGAUGUUUUACGCGUUUGCCAACGACAGUAUCACACUCAACAAUUCCAUACCUGUACAUAUCCUUUCCCAUCAUCUUUCUUCAUCUUCAUCGGAAUUCCUUUUCAGCUCAGUUCAUCCCCCUGCACACUACGUGGUCUUCAGUUGCCUCCGUUCAAAACCCGUUGACGAUAUGCCGACCUUGAAAGAUUUGGUCUGCCACGUUGAGUGGGCUGAUACGGGCUCUCCAUUUCCUGAAUAUGGCACCAUAUAUGGAGAUGGACUUGUCGAGACCUUCAUCGCUAUCCCUAAUCAUCCCCAGGCGUUCACCGUUCGUCUUACAUCCCGCAGAUUCAUCUUCGAGGGUCUGGCUAUGAUCAUCUUCAUCGAUGGAAACUACCAGUGCAACCGUAACCGAUGCAAUCUACGACCCCCUCAGAAAGACCAACCAAAAAACAGAACCGAGAUCGACUUCACUGUACGGCAGAAAGAGAAGCCAUUAGGAGAUGGAACAUACAUGGGACGAGAGUGGCGUUUCGAUGAUUACAACAUCGUAUCUCAACUGCCGGAAGGAGUCAGCCAGAGUCAUUUUGAUGAGUUAGGAACUAUCGAGGUCCUCAUUCUUCGUUGCCGAAGCGCCAACCCAAAUGAGGUUGCGAUGUCGACCACGUCUUCUGGAGAAGAUAGUGAUUGCCUUGGAGGUGAUGCUGAGGAUAACCUCGAAGACAACAAGUCCAGUAAAGUCGUCGAAAGUCGAGCUGAACCUGAAGGCGACCCCUUUGGUGGGUUGGCUGGACUCUUCGAUGGCGCCUUCGACCAACCACCUUCUUCUCAUGGCCCCAACGGCGAUGCGCCCGCCGAUGGCUAUUCUCGAUGGAACCAACCUGACCCAUAUCGUCCGCAAGAGUCAUUUCACCCGACGUAUACCUAUCGGCCAGCUUUCCGCGGUGCCUCGCCUCCACCACCGCGCCAUUAUCAACCAUCACCACUUCCAUUUACACGUCCGCCGAUCGAGUAUGGGCCCCCUCGGCAAGAGCGACGCGUUCACUUUGAUUAUGGCGACAGAAGGGAUCCACAUUAUAGUGCUUCACAGUCCGCAUAUGGGCCCAGAGCACGGGGAUAUGAGGAGCCAGGCUGGCAAGGUGGUGAUGCCUAUCGUGGGCAUCCAUCAGAGCGCGGUUAUGCUCAAGCAGGAAACCUUAGAGCGACUGAUCCAUACAGUGACUAUCCGUACCAUGACGAUCGACGCUACGAAUACAAUGUUGGGGCAAGAGAUUACAGUGACCACCCUGGAAGACAUCAAGAAUACGAGAGGUACCGCCCCGGACCGAUUGCUACACCUCCCACCUUUGCAAGCAGGCCGGCUCCUCAAAAUGGCGGAACGAUGCCCAAACAACCACCCGUGAAUGCCUUCCAGCCUGUUGCUGCACAUCCACAUGCUGCUCCAACUGCCGGUGCACCUGUGAUCCAGCAGUUUACAGGUCAUCCUGCAGUCCCUGUCUGGGUUCCACCAGUUGCGUAUUCAGUCCCGCCGCCCUUUCCUGGCCAUGUACCUGUCUAUCCGCUCCAGACGAAUGCACCUCUAUUCCACACGCAAGCGCCUGCUGGUCACCAGAUUGCUCAGAAUGGUGUAACAUCUGGCCUUGCACCUCCUGGUCAAGGCCAACCAAACACCGAGCCUUCUCGGCAAUCAGACGCUUCCCAACCUAACUGGAACCACCAACCUGAAAACGGCCAGCACACUGAGCCUGCAGAUCCUCCAAAAGGCGCAACGACCGGCACUGGAUGGGGAGAUAACAACAAUUCUGGGAAUGGAUGGCAAGACAAUGCUGCUGCUGGUGGUACCAACCGCAAUGACACAUCAGCGGGCAACGACGAUUGGAGAAAGAACGAUGAUAACAAUGCCAGCUGGGAGAACAACAACAACGAUAAGUCGAACAAUGGAAACGACUGGGAUAAGGGCGCUGCGGCUGACAGUGGCUGGGAUCAGAAUGCCCAUAAUCAAGCAAAUGAUGGGGACUGGCAGAAUAGUGGCAGCAACACUGGUCAAGUUGACGCAGGCUGGAACAAUAAUACAGCCAACAAUGACACCAACAACCAGGCCGGCGGAGGUUGGGGCACCGACCAGAACAACAACGCCGGUGGCAACGCGUCGGGCGGGAACUGGGGCGACACCCAGAAUAACAAUCCUCCCACUACGGCUCCCACUCUUGCUGUGAACGGCCCUAGCACACGAGCAUUGUACGGUCCUUAUGGGGCCUACUACACCUCGAAGGUAUUUGCCGAAAGCAGGAUCCCUGCUGAUGCCGAAGAGGAGCCCAGAUAUGAUAUCCCACAGGCUGUUGCACAAGCAAAGGGUACUUCAAAACAGGUCCAACCAGGAAAAGGAUACAUCUACACCAAGAAGCGAUGCAUUCCGGAGUACAUUGACAAUCUAGACGAGCCUUAUGCGAGAUUUGUGUUCAAAUAUCGCACUAAAGAGCAGAUCAAGAACGAAACUGGUAUUGAAGUCGACGUCGAACCCACAGGCAACGAAGACGUGAACGAGCUGGCUAACCUGGACAAGGAGGAGCUGAUUCAAUUGGUGCUGAGGGCGAAAGGUGCAUUAGGAGGAACGAUACCCGACCCUCCGCCAAAGACAUCCACGGCAGCUUCAAGCCAUACAUUUGAGCCAGUCCCAGUAGCUCCGCCUGAGUUUGAGUUUCUCAAAUACAAGCUGCCACCAGCUCGGAACGCGGCCAACCCUGGUCUGGGAAUUCGAGUAUCGAAUCCAUCAAGUGGUCAGAAUCCAGGCAAUGGAUCCGCUAAUCAAGGCAAUAAUGAUUGGAGCAAAGGUGCAGCCGACUGGACGAAUGAGAGAAGCAAUAAUCAGCAGAAUACGACCACGGCCAACGAUCAAGCAUGGACUACUGAAGCUGCAGGAUGGCAAGACGAUAAUGCGAAUACCAAAAACAAUGGACAAGGAUGGGACGGACAACAAGAAGGCGGCAACAAGGGGUCACAACAGCCCAGCUUUCAACCCAAUACAACAUCCAGGAAAGGCAGCGAACAGCCAAAAUCGGUACGAAGUUCGACGAUCAGUCCAAAGAACACCAGCAAGAACAAUCCGCCAGGGUCGGCGCAAGUUUGGCCCUCAGGCUCUGCCUAUCAGGGUGGUGACUGGACUAAGCCGAUGACUGUUACAAGCGCCCCUGCAGCAGGUAUCGCUUUCCAUGGCGCAGGUACUGUAGGAGGAGGUCAGACACAGAUCACGGGUGCAGGCCCUCGCCCCCCCUCAGUGAUGGGAGCAGGCCCUCGACCGCUUUCACCACCGAAAGGUGGCUACGGCGUUCCUGACUUGAGUCCACCAUUGGAGGAAGGCUAUGGCGAUCGACCUGAUCCGCCAUCAUGGAGCGAAGGUAAUACGGCAGGUCCGCCAGGACCGGCAGGAGGAUGGUGAAGCACAUUUGAGACCGAAGAGUUGUUGGAGAGCUGACAUGGAGUCUUGUUCAGGAGUAUAUUAUCCAGCUAGUCUUGCUCUGGCUGCAAGCAUAGCUAUCUGUCAGAGUAGCA